This is a messenger RNA of Saccoglossus kowalevskii, 1160 nucleotides long. RefSeq lists its product as uncharacterized. NCBI's taxonomy places the organism in Eukaryota, Metazoa, Hemichordata, Enteropneusta, Harrimaniidae. The record is from RefSeq and is a predicted model, not a curated record. Gene Ontology annotation, molecular function: DNA binding; DNA-binding transcription factor activity, RNA polymerase II-specific. Gene Ontology annotation, biological process: regulation of DNA-templated transcription.
UGUACGAGCACUUCAACGUAAGAUUGAAAUCAUAGACACAAUGCAUGAUCAGAUUAUCAAAGAACUCGAUGUGACUGAGAACGACAUGAGUCUUGAAAAGGAGCUCCCGAGUCCAACAUCUUCGACAUCAUCUGAUGCCGGAUAUGGAAGUGGAGAUAAUAUCCAAUCUUCUGUUGCGGAUACUGAUCGCACCCGUGUUUCGAGACGAAAGAAAUCAAGAAACGCCUUUAGCGAUGACAUCCUAGUACAACUCGAAGAAAAAUUCCAAAAGCAAAAAUAUUUAAUGACGGACGAACGAGAAGAAUUUGCACAGAAGAUCGGGUUGAAAGAGAAUCAGAUUCGGACCUGGUUUCAAAAUCGCCGCAUGAGAUUCAAGAAACAACGAAAAGUGACCGAAGACAAACCGGUUGACCACGAAGUUAAACAAUUGAGCCCAGUCGCAUCUGAACAGAUCACGAAAGUAUCAGCAGAAAAAGUAACCAGCUCAGACGAACCACAGCCAAUGACAACUAUCAAGUUACCAACAAUACCACCAGUAUUACCCACGUCAUACUUCGUACCACCAAUGCAUUCGUCGCACUCUCUCAUCGCAUCACCGCCGUACAUACUGUCAGCCCCCACCCCGUUCUACCAACCGAUCUACCCGCUACCGAUGACGUACUCUGCACCGACGUAUUACCCAGCCUUCUUAGGACACAUGGGAAUGACACGGCCUGCAGUAGGACCAGUAAUUGGCCACCCUUACUCGCCGAGUUAUCCAUUGGUUAGACAUUAUCCCGUUUCAUAUUAACUACAUUACUUCGAUCAACGACGUCAAUAGGAUGAUCGUAACCAAGUAUGUCUACGUUGUGUGAAUUAUCCACGAUGUUUACUUGAAGUCAUCUACGGAUACAUAAAUUGACGCACGCCAUGGUGUGUCUGGUUCCAGAACUGAUGGUCUACACCAAUCCAAAAAAGACGGCAAAUUCACGAACUACCGCGACACUGUGUACCCCACAUACAUAUUGGCGAUGACAACUAGUACCAUUUCUUCAAUUUGAACAAUUCGUCGGUGAUUUACAAACAUUUCACGUAGUUUCAUUUGCUUUGCAAUCUUGGAACAUACUGUGUCAAACAAUGUCUGGUUUUCCUGUAGAUGCAAUAAAACUCUUUCCAAACUA